UGAAUGUGAUGUUUUAUGUUUGUUUUUCUUCCUUUCAGCCACCGAACUGAUGUUGUCGCCUUCUUAGUCUCCAGUGGAGCAAAUGUUAAUAAGCAUAACUCAUGGGGCGACACACCUCUACAUCUGGCUGUGGAGAAGAACUAUGAAGAUGUAGUCAAAGUCCUGUUAAAUAGCAAAGAAAAUAACAAUUUACAGGUUAAUCUGCGAAAUAUUUUGGGUUGCAUAGCUCUCCAUGUUGCCUGUCUCUUUGGACACAUAAAGGUUGUUGAACUUCUCCUGCAACAGAAUGGCACGGAUGUUAAUGCUGUGCAGGAAGAUGGUUGGACAGCUCUCCAUGUUGCCUGUCACUUUGGACACAGAAAGGUUGUUGAACUUCUCCUGCAACAGAAUGGCAUCGAUGCCAAUAAGGUGAACCUCAAGGGUGACACUCCUCUACAUCAGGCAGUUCGAAAGAGGCACUAUGAUGUGGUUGCUUCAAUGCUGGUCCAGGAUUCAGUGAAACUGGAUAUUGAGAACAAUCGUAAAAGAACACCCUUACUGGAAGCCAUGUAUGCAGCCCACCUCGGAAUAGUCCAUAAACUUAUUAUACAUGGUGCGAACAUGAAUGCCGUCGACAAUGAUGGCAAUAAUUGUUUGCACCUUUCCAUAAUAAAGAAAGGGAUGUUUCAUUCUGAGGUGGAACGCAUUUACAUUUUAGAUAAGUGCUGUGCUAAGCUUGGGUUGCCGAUCAAAAAGAGGAUCUCUGGUGUAGGAGUCGCCAGCUAUCUAGCCCACCAGGGGGCCAACUUGUACAGGAAAAAUAAUAAGAAUGUAGCUCCAUUGGACCUCAUUGGGGAUGCAGAUUUGAAAGAAAAAUUUAAAGUAUUAUUCCCCCCACCACAAUGUAUGCUUUGUGAAGUGAAUGAAGCCAGCAUGGAGUUACAACCCUGUGCACAUACUGUUUUAUGUGAAGAUUGUAGCAAAAUUCAACUUAAAACAUGUAUAGAAAGCAAAAGGAGAGUUGUGUGUCCAAAGUGUAAAGAAAAAGCAGUCAAGACGGUUGUAGAAUCUGUUGAAUGUCCAAAGUGUAAAGAAAAAGUAGAAUCUUUUGUGUGUCCAAAGUCUGAAGAAAAAGGAGUCCAGACGGUUGCAGAAUCUGUUGUGUGUCCAAAGUCUGAAGAAAAAGCAGUCAAGACGGUUGCAGAAUCUGUUGAUUCUGUAACGGUAGAGGAGAUUCAUCUUCAUAGGGUGUCCCAAAAGUUGGCAGGUAAAUGGAUGGAACUUGGAAGGGAAUUAGGAAUUCGACAAAAUGACCUGGAAAUCAUCAGGCAUGACUAUCCUCAAAGCGUUAGGGAACAAGGCUUCCAGAUGCUGUUCAAAUGGCAUCAAAGUACUGAUCCAGAGAAACGUACACCUCGAAUAUUAAAAGCAGCUCUUAAGGAAACUGAAUGUUAUGAUGCACUCAAAUGUUUAUCAUCAGAAUUCAAUUGAAUUUCUUUGUAAAUUGUUGCUGUUGCUUAGUCGCAAGUCUGUCUUUACCACAGACCUAUUAUCAAAUGCCUUCCAUCCAGGACCAUCAUGUCUUUUUCCUAAGUAUAGAGAACGUAGAACCACAUUGUUUAAUGUGUCCUUCUUUAAGGUGAUAAGUUAUGAAUGGAGUAGGAUUUGGGGAUCUUUACCUUUUGACCGGCAGAUUUAGAAAAUAAUUUUUUGGAACUAAACACUUUCAAACUUCGUAUUCUGGUAGAAUGUGUCGUAUAAAACAUCUUUUACUCUUAGCGUUUUUGAGAAA
Molecule: messenger RNA, 1771 nt
Organism: Octopus sinensis (East Asian common octopus)
Lineage: Eukaryota; Metazoa; Mollusca; Cephalopoda; Octopoda; Octopodidae
Product: E3 ubiquitin-protein ligase MIB1-like
Exons: 12
Coding region: 16-1470 (484 amino acids)
Biological process (GO): signal transduction
Molecular function (GO): protein binding
Source: RefSeq, a predicted model, not a curated record